AUGUCGAGGCCACGGUCGGGAUCGCCCAACUAUUCUCACAGGUAAAUAUCUUGCACAUUGUUCAUUUGACAUACUAGUCCAGUGUGUGGGUCAUUAAGAUUACUUGUUGUCUCAACUCAGCACACUGUAUGAAAGGUGCUUUACAAUUAAAAUGUAUUAUUAUUAUUAUUUUGUCAUUACAGAGGUAGCCCGCGGAGGCAGUAUGGCCGGAGGUUCCCCUGGGACGACCCAGACUUCAACCCCCAGCAGGUGCUGGCUGACCUGGGCAGGCUGCCUGGGGAGGAUCAGUGGGCUCGCUUCAUGGACGAGAUCCACCCAGAUGGCCCAGAGGGCCACAGAAGUCCCAUGUCCCCAGACAACCUUCGCCCAGAGGGCCACAGAAGACCUCUCUCCCCAGGCCUUCACAGGCCUGACCACCACCUCCCCCCAGAGGAAUUCCACCAUCGCAGGACCCCACCGGCACCUCACGAGCUGGGCUACGCCGAGCGCAGGAGGCUCUCCCCCCAUGAUGGAGGAGGGGGUGGCAGGGGAAAAGGAAGCGGGAGAGAAGGGCUGCCCCACUCCCCUCAGAGGCUACCCAGAGAGAGGCUGCCAUCACUGGCCCCGCAGCACCCUCAAUACAGUCCUGACCACCACCAGAGAGCGCCCUCUGCAGGCUGGAGAAGAGAAGAGCAGGACCAGAGCCAGGGGAGGUCCAGGGACCGCAGCCCCAGGGAGAGGGUUCAGGGUGGGGAGAGGAGGGGUGGAGAUUUUCCAGGUCCCUAUGGAGACAGGAGGAGAGACAACAUGCAUAAAGAGAGGAGCACCAUCUCUGACCGGAACUGGAAGGAAACUGAUGAAGCGGUGCAUCCUGGGUAAAUUUAUGGCCUAAAGCGAGAGAAGAAGAUUGAAGAGGAGAACCCAGCUUCCUGUUUUUUCUAAGCGCAAACUUCACCCUGCUACUGUGUCCCCUGUGUAAUCAUGUAACAGUAGAGUAGUAGUAGAUUGAAUUGCAUGGCUUAAAAUGCAUCACAUGCUCUUGUCUCUGUGAUCCUUGGAACCAGGUGCUUGCCAUGACUUACACUGUGAUAUACUUGAAUACUUACUAUUAUUACCCGCUGUAAUCUAGAGAGGCUGUGUGCGUCUGUGAUGUCAUAUGGCAUUAUGUUUAUUGCUAAUCAGCUUGCAUGAAUGACUGUUGUCAUUAACCGAUAAGUAAGGUACUAUCUAUUAGCCUAUACAUUUUAUUCAUAUGCUACAUGUUUUCCUAAAUAAAUUGAAAGCUAGCUAUUGCAAAAUCUGUAUAUUUGUUAGGCGUAGUCAGCGUGAUCGUAUGUCCUCAGUCAGUGCUGAACCAUGUCACCUGCUCUUUAUGUCGACACAGGUACGGGAAGGAGGCAGACUUUAGGGUGCGCCGCCCCUCGUUGGAGAGGCCCCGAGAAGGGUACGGAGGAGGAGGGCCACGGGGGCGCAGGGGCACCUCAGGGAGCCACGAUGGCCGGGGUCCUGGAACCCUCAUCGUGGAGCAUGACCAUGGUAUUAUAAACAGCAGCGGGCCAGAACUGUACGACAACCACAGGGACCGUGGCCCCGACCGGAGCCCAAGCCACGACCGAUUCAGUCACCAUCACCACCGGGUCGGAGCCACUGAGGAGCGGUUCAGGAAGUCAGGUAGCAGGUCCAAUACCAGAGAGGAGGCCAGGGGCCGGCUUGUCCAUGAUGAGAGGAACGGCCCUGUCCAUAAAGAGAGGAGAGGCCCUGUCCAUAAAGAGAGGAGAGGCCCUGUCCAUGAUGAGAGGAGAGGCCCUGUCCAUGAUGAGAGGAGAGGGCCUGUACAUGAUGAGAGGAGAGGGCCUGUCCAUGAUGAGAGGAGAGGGCCUGUACAUGAGUCCAGAAGAAGCCCUGACCGUCAUGGGAGAGCCAGCCCCAUGGGCUUCCAGGAUAGAGGUAGUGCCACGGAGCCCAGGGCCAGAAACAGUGUAUUCCGUGGGGCGAGGGGGGCCCCAGCCCAGGGUGGCAAGAGACAGAUGGGGCCCUCCAUGAACCAGCCCCGGCCUCUCCUUCAGGGAACGCAGGGGUACCGACCCCGGGAUGCCAACCCCCAGCACUCCCCUCCGGAGCACCAGGGGUACCAACCCAGGGGAGGCGACUGGGACAUGGAGCCCAGAGAGGAGGAGCCCGGCUGGGCAGAGGUGAGUGACAUGGAGCCCCGCUGGGAGCAGGACCGGGGACCAGGGCCGCGAGGAGGCCGACCGCCAGCACAGGGCAGGAUGGGACCUAGGAAACCUCAGCAUAGAGAUCUCAACCCCAACUGGAACCAACAGCAGAAUGAUAUGGCAAUGCCUCGCAUGGGCGCCGGUGAGGAAGAGACGCUCACCAUCAAGGUGGACAUGAACCGGCCUGUGGGCCAGAACAGGUAAGGUGUUUCCGACAGCAAUGUUUAGGGGUCAAGGGUGAAAGUUCAUGCUUCUUUUCAACGCUCACUGUCGACUGCAGGAAGACAAAGUCAGAAGCCCUGAGAUCAUUGAUAGCUAGAGGGAGGAAGUAUUCUUCAAACUGAUUUUUUUAUUCUACAAAGCAAGGAUUCUACAAGCUGAGGAUUUGUGAUGGGACGCAAUUUAUAUACAUACGUCAAACUAAUCCUUCCUGCUGUGGGGCAUUGCAGUGAUAAACACGGAGAAUUGCCAAACGCCUUCUUACAGCAUUGUCAUUUUACAGCAUUGUCCUUCACAUUCUCAAAAGGUGGAAUCAAUUCAAAACCGCAACUCAUAGAGGCGGCAAGUCGGGAUCUCCCAGAUAACUCUUUUUGUUGCUCAUCAAGAGGGGCAGAACAUGUCAGACCAGCUUCGCAACAUUCUAGAGAACAGAGAUGCCACAGUAGAAGACUACCAACCAUAUGAAUAACCUAAUGGAUCUGUAGUUCUACCAACCCACAUCUCCUCACGGCAGAGGUUUGGCUCAUCAGUUCUUCAGAAAUCUCUCACUCAUCCAAUUUAACAACCCAACAGAAUGUGGCAACUCACAAAUGGAGUGGUUGCAGCUUCCCCACAGUAGCAGCAUCCCUGACAACCAAGAGACCAACCAGCUGACGUGUGAAGAGACGCCAGCAGUGUGUUUGCAGCUCAUCCUUCACAGCUGAAAUGAAUAAAGAGCAAGCAUCCUGCAUGGUGGAACGUGCUGAAGGAGCUCUGGGAGGUAAAGAGUGGAUGGAGAGGAGUGGAGGAGGCACAGUUCUGCUACUCACUACAGCUGAUUGACCUGAGUCUCGGAGGAAAAGGCAGGACCCAUAAAGACAGAAUGGGGAAAGUCUUGGAACUAACCAAACUGAGCACCAAACAACUGCAGAAGAGUCUCCCUGGUAUAGUGAAGGAUUGCCCAUAUACAUGAUGCCCAAUACAUACUAAUAUGGUGUUGGUGAGCCUGAUAAAUGUCAGUCACUGAGCCACUGCAUGGUGCCUUGGUCUUCGGGCUGACUGAAGACGAUUUUGGCUAGAAUAUGUCCUGAACUUCAGGAACAUCAGUUUGAAACAACCAUGUUUUUUUUUCAAUGUCUUGAGAAACACCUGGAAUGAUCAGCUACUCAGAGAAAGACUCUUGUGAAAGGACUUAUUUCAGAAGCACAGUGUUUUUCUGAGCCACUGAGCCAGGCAAUGCCCCUUCGUCCUUAUCCCACUCAGCCAGAGAGGAUGCAUAUGCCAAAACACCAACAAUAGUCAAAAAACUUUCAAAUAGCUUAAACUAGCUCAAACUUUUGUAUUUUAUUCAGACCAAAGGUAAGUCAACAUGUUCUUUCCAUCAUUGACUAUAGUAUUCUGCAGACUUCUAGAGGAUCUUCAUACUUAUCUGUCAAGCAAGCAGGAGAAUAUUAAAUCUUCAUCCAAUGUGUUUAAUCUGAGAUGGACUCAUUCCUACUGAAAUUUGCCAAAGAUUUUAACAACCUCAAGCCGUGUAUUGCCCGCCCUCAAGACCAUACAUUAGCAUGUUCCUGGUUGUUCUUCCUGUCUAAACCCAUGAUGCUCAAGCGUCUCAAGGCCUUCUAAAGGAGAUUCUGAGGCAAACAUGGAUCCAAAUGACCUCAACACUCCCACCACAUAUCUUCAGAAACCUGGGCUCUGUUCUGCAUGGGUCUUACGACCAAACUGGGUUUGGAGUGGACCUGUGUACCUUUCAACAAACAGGUUCACUCAAAGAAAUGGACAAUAAAGCACAGCACAGCACUGCGCAGACCAGACUGUCUGAACGACAACUCAAGGCAAUGAUGUUUCCCUUAAAGCAACCGAAGGCUACAGGUUCUUAGUAUAACUCACUUUGAGCUGUACCAGAACAGAGGACAACACCAGAUGACUACAGGUAAAGACCGGAUGCUAUGGCCUAAGUCAGAGGGACGUGAACAGACCAGGGAGAAUCCAAUCAUUGGAUGGAGGAGCACAGUCAUUAAACACACAGAGAAAUCCACCUUCUGGAUGAACUGAAGAAGGACUGAGUGACCAGCUAGUAAUGGGGAAGAGUAGAAGGCAAUGUGAAUGUCUGGAGAUGACCAGGAAAAGCAGUGGUUGAUGAAUGUCUGGAGAUGACCAGGAAAAGCAGUGGUUGAUGAAUGUCUGGAGAUGACCAGGAAAAGCAGUGGUUGAUGAAUGUCUGGAGAUGACCAGGAAAAGCAGUGGUUGAUGAAUGUCUGGAGAUGACCAGGAAAAGCAGUGGUUGAUGAAUGUCUGGAGAUGACCACCACAUUGGAAAGAGUGAAAAAUACUUUGGGACUCAACACAUGAAAAUAAAGCUUUCAGUUUGACUCCUACAAGCUAUUCCACUAACGUUCAGCAGUUUUUUCCACCGCUAUUGACACUGUGAUACUCAUGGACUAAUCAGGGAGUCAAAGUCAAUCCCACUAAGAAUGUCUCUUCUCCAAGAGGCUCUCAGAACCGUAUGACUAUUGAUGAACUUAUCCAUUUUGCACCAGGGAAACGGAGCUCUGUCAACGCAUUACAACAGCAAGGGAAAACCCAACCCAGUGAGGACUAAGGUAUUCCUGACAGCGAAACUGGACUUGGCCCAGUCAAAAGGCCCCAGAAUUAACACUUUGGGAAGAAGAGGAACUGAAACCUCAAACACAGCCAAUGCAUCAGCCAAUAGUUCUGCAUGGAUGAAUCCUCAUGAAAACACUGAGUAUUGCUCUGAAAAAGGACAUCUCAGAAACCCUCCUGUACUGAUGGGAUCUGUCAGUCUACACUUCAUCUAGACACAACUUGCUCAUGAAAACCACGCCAGCAAGAGACCAUACUGUCCACCUUGGACCAAUCAAGGACCACGAGACUACACUGUCCACUCUGGACCGUUCAAGGACAAGAACUAUACUGUCCACUCUGGACCGUUCAAGGACAAGCGACUGUCAACAUUUCACCAACCAAGGACAAGAACUACGCUGUCCACCAGUCACCACAGGAAGUGAAUCACAGACGUCAAGAAGUUUAUUGACAAGAAUUGCAGAGAUAAUUUUUUUACCAAGCAUGUAUUUUCACCUUUGACCCAUGCCAGUGUCACACUGGCACAGGAAGUGAUCAGGGAUGUAGUGGAGGAUAAACGUUGUUCACACACCUUUUUUUAUUUCAUCAAAAGUGAUGAUACACAUUUUACGCCACAUACACUUUGUUAGCAUUAGUGUUACCCGCCCCACCCGUUAUCUCGACUGGCGUUCAGCGUUUAACUACAACAUCCCUGGAGACGAGAAAUAUCUCUCUCUUCCUAUUGCGUUUCACACCUUUAAACAAUUUGACCUUAUUUGGAUUUAAGUGCCUUUUUGCAAAUAUGUCCAAACCAACAGCUCUUGAUGAUGUACUUAAUCAGUCAUUUUUCCUAAAGCUUUCAAAUGUAAAGGUAAGUGUAGUGUGUUUACAGAUGCCUCGGUCAAGGUAAGGUUGUUCAGUACAUAAUGUUUAGCUACAUUUGAUUUACAUAAGAUAUUCAGUAGGGAACCACUUAACUCCCUUCAACAAUAUUAUUGAAUUCAUAAUAUAUAUGCCGUUUAGCAGACUUAGUCAUGUAUGCCUACAUUUGUUGUUCAGAACAAAUGACUUCGUUCCACCCCAAACUACAGUCUUUACUUAACUCAAACCCUUUCUACAAAUGUUCCAUCAGCCAGCUACCACAGUAAACUAGGUUAGAAGCUACCAGUACUAUCAUUUCAUAGUUAAACCCUUGUAUUCAGGCCUGAUCUCAGAGAGUAAAGCCCCCACCACUUUCUUCCUUUGUUGCUCAUUCCUCCAGCCAGCUGUGCUACUCCUCCGACCGUCAGCUGUCGCUGGAUCUGGUCAACGUGGGCCGCCAGCGCCUAGACUUUCUGCCCAUGCUAGAGCAUUCUGGGACGUACCGGGAGUCCGCAAUGCACUCUGGGACUUUCGCCCAGGAGAUCAUCACCCUGGUGCACCAGGUCAAAGGUUAGGAAACGAAACACAGAAAUACACACAACCUGAAGAUGUGCACGCACAGCCACUUGUGUACACACACACACACACCGCUCAUAGGCACUAAUGUGCCCACUCAGACAGAACCUAUAGAUACUUAUCACAACCUUGAAGGCAAUCAAUCUCUUACUCUUUCUUACUCUUUCUUUCUCCAGAGCAUUACUUUAGGGGUGAUGGCGUGACGCUGAACGAGCGUUUCUCUGGCCCCCAAGAUGGAGGUCUGCCUGAGGAGGAAGAGCAGGAGGAAGAGAGGCCAACUCUGAACAGGUACAUAAACACCUGGUUACUACAGUAAUUUAAUAUCUUUAGAGCUUUUGUUUAAGCCUUCAAUGUGCUGUUUACAAACUGUGUAUUUGUAUUCCUUCCCCCCUCUCCUCCAGGCUGUUCAAUAUGAGAAUGUCAGAGCCUGAUAUGGAACCUGUCUUCUCUAAAGUUGGCCGCAUGCAGGUACAAUAAUGUGUAUAGGGGUUUAUGAUUGAUAUGUCGAUGGCUGGAUGGACUGAUUGGAUCAUGGAUUUAUUGGUUGAUUGAGUGAUGUAUUAAUUGAUGUGUUGUGUGUGAUCAGAGGCAGCAGCAGGCGGUGAGAGAUCCCGGAGACCUGAGACAUGACCUGGAGAGGAGGAGACAGGAGAGGCUGGAGGGAGUGAAGGUCACCAUACCUGGAGGCAGGCUCUCACAGCGCCCCCUGGCUGCCGGGAGGUACUACAACACAGUGAAGACAUGAUGGGGCGUCUUUUGAAUAUUAAAAUGAUUCCUUCCUCCCUUUCUUGAAGUCAUCACUGAUCUAUGGAUCCUUGUGUUUACCCAAUCUGUCAGAUCAGUGAUUACCUUAAGAAGUGGAGGAAGGGUGCAUUUUUACACUUCUCUCUCCCUCUCACAUUCUCUGUCUCAGUGACCAUCAGGGGGAGUAUGGUAGUGAGGAAGACGAGGUUCAAGAGGAACAGGAGGGCUUCUAUUCAGGCCGUUCAGGCCCACCACAGAGAGGGGGGAGGUGGCCCGGAGACAUGGUGAGAACGGUGUGAGGGUGUCUGUGUCUGCAUGUGUUUGUGUGUGUGUUCACAUUUAGUAGGGGUGUGAAUAAAACAGGAUAUUAUCUGUAUCUUUCUCUAAAUAUAUCUUAGACUUCUAACUUCUCUCUCUUUCUCUCUCGCUUUCUCUCUCUCUAGGGGGGUCAGAGGAGAGGGGGCAUGGUUAGACAAGACAUGGGCGGCCAGCGAAGGAACAACUGGCCUCCUAAUAGCCCCGGCAACCGGCCUGGACCAAUGAGACAACAGAACCGCAAUAUUAACGGUCAGUUAGUACCCCAAAACAUAAGUAUGUACAGUGGAUGUAAACCAGGAAACAGGAAGUUAGAAAUUACAGUGUGCUGACAUUCACAGACCUGUUCAGAGAAGCAGAACUUCCCAACCAUGUGACCUCAGUCAUUCACUGAUUGGCUGGCAUGAUUGACAGUUUAAUUCCUAUGACAGUGUCUGGCCUCUGUUUACCUUCCUGUAUGGUUACGUACGUUAGUCAGUCAGUCAGUCAGUCUGUCCAUCUGGUCCCUAGAUCUCAUUUAUGUCUGACCCUGAGCCAAUCAAGUCCUCUCUCCUUUCCUAUAGACCAGUGGUUCCCAACUCCGGUCCUCCAGUAGCCCCAACAGUACACAUUUUUAUUAUAGCCCCGGACAAGCACACCUGAUUCAACUUGUCAACUAAUCAGGCCUUCAAUUAGUUGAAUCAGGUAUGUUUGUCCAGGGCUACAACAAAAAUGUAUGCUGUUGGGGGUACUGGAGGACUGAAGUAGGGAAACACUGCUCUAGACAAUAAUCUUGUCCACUAAUAGGACCAUUACAACCAUAGCUGACCUGCUUCUUAACCUAACACCUAUAUUCACAUGACCUUCUCUCUCUCUUGCUCUCUCACUCUCACAGGUGCCAGCUGGUGA
Messenger RNA from Coregonus sp. 'balchen', 8363 nucleotides. The record is from the annotation of a GenBank genome assembly. NCBI's taxonomy places the organism in Eukaryota, Metazoa, Chordata, Actinopteri, Salmoniformes, Salmonidae.